This is a messenger RNA of Octopus sinensis (East Asian common octopus), 2753 nucleotides long. Its product is annotated as mutS protein homolog 4-like. Bases 53 to 2680 code for a protein of 875 amino acids. Gene Ontology annotation, molecular function: ATP-dependent DNA damage sensor activity; ATP binding; mismatched DNA binding. Gene Ontology annotation, biological process: mismatch repair; reciprocal meiotic recombination. The record is from RefSeq and is a predicted model, not a curated record. Lineage: Eukaryota; Metazoa; Mollusca; Cephalopoda; Octopoda; Octopodidae. Gene Ontology annotation, cellular component: nucleus. The transcript has 26 exons.
UUAUAUGCAAAAAAUAAGGGAUUUAGAAAUAUUUUGAUCCUGAUGUUCAAAAAUGGCUACAAAUAUCAAGCAACCAAAAUACAAUUUUGGACUUUUACAAACACCUGCUACUUCUGAUGAAUCAGAGCUUUCAGAUACAUCUGCCAGUAUCUUCAAUAAGAAGCCUAUAUUUAUGGGAACCAAGAGGAAACAGCAGAAUUUGGGCCAAAGAGAGGAUAUUACACCAUAUUCAGAACAAAGGUUGUCUUCCUCAUCAAGUGAUCAUCUUAAAUUAAUCUCACCUGCUCAGACUAAAACAUCUGCUGUGAAACGGACUCCAUAUACAUCAUCUACAACGAACUCUGAUAAUACUGCAGUUAUUGCAGCUAUUGUUGAAGGCCGAGGUCUAGCAAAAGGAGAAAUUGGAAUGGCUAGUAUUGAUCUGAAAUGCCCAGUGUUAGUACUGUCCCAGUUUUCAGAUAGCCAAACCUAUGUAAAAGUCAUGACUAAACUUCAGAUCCUUCAACCAAUUGAGAUUGUGAUACCAAGUACUGCUUGUGAAAAUGGAAACAUGUCUAAGCUUUUUCAAGUCAUAUCUAAUAAUUUCUCAAACUGUUGUAUCUCAACAGUUCAAAGGAAAUACUUCAAUGAAUCCAAAGGGCUCCAGUUUAUCAGGCAACUCUGUUUACCUGACUACAGUUCAGUGGAGAUGGAAGUGGCUUCAAAGUACUACUGCUUAGCCACUGCUUCUGCUUUGCUUAAGUAUGUUGAAUUCAUCCAGAAUAUUGUUUAUGCACCUUCUACCCUGAAAAUUAUUUUUAGAGGCUGUGAAAAUACAACAAUGAUUGAUGUUACUACAGCAAAGAACUUAGAGCUUGUUCAAAAUUUAAGGGAUCCUAAAAGCAGUCACUCAUUAUUUGGUAUACUCAACUAUUGCAAAACUCCUGGUGGAGUCCGAUUGCUUCGAGCUAAUAUUCUUCAACCACCUUCAGAUAUAGAAACUAUUACUUUACGUCAAGAUGUGGUCUCAGAACUAACUGACAAUGAGGACCUCUUUUUUAAUUUGCAAUCUAUAUUAAAAAGGUUCUUGGAUGUUGAUCACCUGCUGUCUUUGUGUGUACAAAUGCCAAAACAAGAGACAAUAAGAACAGCAGAAAGUAAGAUUACAAACAUCAUUUAUCUAAAGCAUAUCUUAGAAAUGCUACCAGCAUUACAAGAUGCCCUGAAGAAAUCAGAUAAUACUUUACUGGUUGCAUAUUCAAAGGCACUGGUUGAUCCAAGAAUUGAGAUUAUGAAGUCAAAAAUUGACAGUAUUAUUCAUGAAGAUACAAAAUAUCAAAAAGGUGUUCUUAAUAUGAAAACUCAGAAGUGUUUUGCUGUAAAGCCAAAUAUAAAUGGAUUAUUAGAUGUGGCUCGCAGAACUUACACAGAGAUUAUUGAUGAUAUUGCAGAAUUGGUUCGACAGUUAUCAGAAAAGUAUAAAUUACCCUUAAAGACCAGCUACAAUUCUACACGUGGUUUCUUCAUGCAACUGUAUUCUGGGAACAAAGACAAAUAUAUGGUUGAUUCACUACCUUCGAUCUUCAUAAAAGUCAGCAAGCACAAAAAUACUUUGAGUUUCACAACUGUUGAUCUUAUAAAACUCAAUGAUCGUGUCAAAGAAUCUCUGCAAGAAAUUUACCUAAUGACUAACAUUGUUGUUACUGAGCUUCUCAAUGACAUCAGGAGCUGUAUUAGUUGUUUGUACAAACUCUCAGAGUGUGUUUCCAUGUUAGACAUGCUGGCAGGAUUUGCACAUCUUUGCACAUUAUCGGAUUAUACUCGUCCAGAAUUUACAGACACUGUUGCCAUUAAGCAAAGCCGACAUCCCAUUUUAGAAAAAAUUGCAAGGGAGCCUCCUGUUCCAAACAAUACUUAUGCUUCUAAUGACAGCAAUUUUAUUAUUAUUACAGGACCAAAUAUGAGUGGUAAAUCAACAUAUCUACGGCAAGUUGCUUUGCUCCAAAUCAUGGCUCAAAUUGGAUGUUUUGUACCUGCGACAUAUGCUUCUUUUAGAAUUUCUGAUCAGAUUUUUACUCGUAUUGGCAGUGAUGAUGAUCUAGAAACUAAUGCCUCUACAUUUAUGCUUGAAAUGAGAGAGAUCAACUACAUUAUUCAGAAUGCUUCAGAUACUUCACUAAUAAUAAUUGAUGAGCUCGGUCGAGGAACCAGUGUCAAAGAAGGCUUGGGAAUUUGUUAUGCAAUAUGUGAAUAUCUUUUGAGUACAAAGGCUAUAACACUUUUUGUUACCCACUUUAUGGAAUUGACUAAUCUUGAUGAAGUUUAUCCUAAUGUUGAGAACUAUUAUUUUGAAGUCAAAAGAAUAUUCUGCCAAGAAGGUAACUGUGAAAAAUUAACAUACACACAUAUCCUCUCACAAGGGAAAACAAAUGAAAAGCAUUAUGGAAUUCAAUUAGCCGAAGUCUCAACUAUACCAAGAAGUGUGGUGGAAGAGGCAAAACAACUUCUACAGAUUGUAUCUGUUAAUAAAAAGGUGGACCAAAAUUUGAAAAAAGAAGCCAGAAGGCAACGUGCUGUUUUCAAACUUGCUAACAGGUUGUUGCAGACUGCCAGGAACUCUCAACUUGAUAACGAAAGUCUUUGUGUCUACCUUGGAAGUCUUAAGAGUCAGUAUGAUGCAGAUUUACAAGAUGAAGAAUGAAACGUGAACUUUUUAAUUAUAUUUUUUAUUGUUUUCUUCAGUUUCAUUUUGAAUUUUCUGUGAUAUUUUAAGA